This is a messenger RNA of Anastrepha ludens (Mexican fruit fly), 1507 nucleotides long. It is a transcript of the gene bys, whose product is annotated as bystin. Gene Ontology annotation, molecular function: snoRNA binding. The transcript has 7 exons. The record is from RefSeq and is a predicted model, not a curated record. Gene Ontology annotation, cellular component: preribosome, small subunit precursor; nucleolus; cytoplasm. Bases 119 to 1429 code for a protein of 436 amino acids. NCBI's taxonomy places the organism in Eukaryota, Metazoa, Arthropoda, Insecta, Diptera, Tephritidae. Gene Ontology annotation, biological process: rRNA processing.
UGAUGACAGAUGUGGAGAAAGAUAUAAAAGAAACAAUAAGCGCACGUGUGGUUGGCAUACAAUUAUUAAACCAAAAUUUUUUCAUAUAAAUUAGUUUGAUAAAGCCUGAGAUAACAUAAUGGUUAAAUCAAAGAAAGCCAAUUUAGCUUCAAAUAAAAAUGUAGCGCUGGAAAAACAAUUGACAGAAGGAAAGGUUGCGAAGCGAAGGGGCAAAGACAAGUUUCAUCUGCGCACAGAGGAAUCAUCGGUUUUGGAUAGUAAAACCAGUAAGAAAAUUUUAGCGGCGGCCAAAGCGCAACAACUGGAGUUUAAUGAGGAUAAUUUUCCGAGCCUUGAAGGGAAAAGAACAUUUGCAAAUGUCAAUAUAGGCGAGUCCAUCGAAGAGGAUGAAAAUAAAGAUGUCACGGAAAACGACUUUAUGGAUAAUUUGGAAAUUGGCCAGGAGGACGCUGAAGCAUUUGCUCGUUUCCAAAAUCCACAGGAAGGCAAACGGACUUUAAAGUUAUCGGAUAUUAUAAUGGAAAAGAUUCAAGAAAAGCAACAGGAUAUUCAAAGCAAACUUACGGACGAUGGCUCCUUAAAAAUAGAAGAUAUAGACCCAAGAGUUCGUGAAAUGUAUGAAGGAGUCCGUGACGUAAUGAAGCGAUAUCGAAGUGGGAAAGUUCCAAAAGCUUUUAAGAUUAUUCCGAGGUUACGAAAUUGGGAGCAAAUCCUUUUCAUAACGGAGCCCCAUAACUGGAGUGCAGCCGCUAUGUUCCAGGGCACUCGCAUAUUUUGCUCGGUCCUCUCACAUGCUAUGGCGCAAAGGUUUUUCAAUUUGGUCCUACUUCCCCGCAUACGCGAUGAUCUGUGCGAAUAUAAAAAACUAAAUAUGCAUUUGUACAAUGCACUAAAGAAGGCACUCUUCAAGCCAGCUGCUUUUAUGAAAGGAAUAAUAUUACCCUUAUUAGAAGCUGGCGAUUGCACUUUGCGGGAAGCAAUUAUAUUUGGUAGCGUUAUCGCACGCAGUUCCAUUCCGGUAUUGCAUUCGUCUGCGUGCUUGUUAAAAAUCUGCGAGAUGGGAUACACUGGAGCAAACUCAAUAUUUAUCCGCUAUUUUCUGGACAAACGUUAUGCCUUACCGUACCGCGUAAUCGACGCUGCUGUGUUUCAUUUCAUUAGGUUUGAAAAUGAUAAACGUGAAAUGCCUGUUUUGUGGCACCAAAGCUUAUUAACUUUUGCUCAACGUUAUAAGAAUGAUAUCUCGUCAGAACAAAAGGAAGCACUUCUUAAUUUGUUGAGGAAGCAAUCCCAUCCAAAGAUUACAUCUGAAAUUCGAAGAGAGCUAAUGGCUGCAACUUGCCGGGAUGUUGAAAUGAUGGAAUGUACUAAUGAAACUGCUGCAGUGCCGAUGGAAAUGUACACUGACAAAGAUGUGUGUUAUGAAUAAGAACACUAUUUUCCACACAUAAUAUUAUGUCUACUGAAGAAAGAAAUACGGAUUAAAGAAUAUAUUUUUUGAGUUUUA